Messenger RNA from Phodopus roborovskii (desert hamster), 2377 nucleotides. RefSeq names its product ubiquitin conjugating enzyme E2 W (gene Ube2w). Bases 23 to 565 code for a protein of 180 amino acids. The record is from RefSeq and is a predicted model, not a curated record. The transcript has 6 exons. NCBI's taxonomy places the organism in Eukaryota, Metazoa, Chordata, Mammalia, Rodentia, Cricetidae.
CGGCCCCGCCCCCGUGCCCGGGAUGUUGGGCCCCCGCGGCGUGACGCGAGCACGGCGGCUCCGCCCCCUGCGUCUCUGGCCUCGCUGGCCUUGGGGGGAUGGUUUCAUCAUGGCGUCAAUGCAGAAACGACUACAAAAAGAACUGUUGGCUUUGCAAAAUGACCCACCUCCUGGAAUGACAUUAAAUGAAAAGAGCGUUCAAAACUCAAUCACACAGUGGAUCGUAGACAUGGAGGGUGCACCAGGCACCUUAUAUGAAGGGGAGAAGUUCCAGCUUCUGUUUAAGUUUAGUAGUCGUUACCCAUUUGACUCUCCUCAGGUCAUGUUUACUGGUGAAAAUAUCCCCGUCCACCCUCAUGUGUAUAGCAAUGGUCAUAUCUGCUUGUCCAUUCUAACAGAAGACUGGUCCCCAGCGCUCUCAGUCCAGUCAGUGUGUCUUAGCAUUAUUAGCAUGCUUUCCAGCUGCAAAGAAAAGAGACGACCGCCUGAUAAUUCCUUUUAUGUGCGAACAUGUAACAAGAAUCCAAAGAAAACAAAAUGGUGGUAUCAUGAUGAUACUUGUUGAUGCCACUGUUAUCAUCCUCGUAGCAGAAGAUAGUCCUACUGAGAAAAUGAGCACUUUGAUCAUUCAGUCUUUGAACUUUAACCUUUGACUGGAAGUGACCUAUAGGCAAUGAAGACUACUUCCUUUUACUGCAUUUUUACUCGUGUGCAUUCUGGGCGCAUGUUGAUCGCUGGCUCAGUCCAGGCAACUGACAUGCUUUUAUUAGUCAUACAGUAUUAAUGCAGGUGUCAGGAAAUGUCAAAUAUAAUUCCAUUUUUUAUUUUUAUUUUUUUAAGCUUUUCGAAAAGUUCCAGGCCCUCAUGUAUUGUGCAAUAACAGUGACUUCCUCGGUGGUUUGGGGACGUUCAUUGCCGGCAAUGGACGUUGUAACAGGAAGAGUUUUCUUAACUCCUGCCACUCGGUGGUUAAUGCAUGACAGGGCCUAUGAGAUGAAUUUAUCGGUUAUCGUGGGAUUAUAAGGACAGUGAGGGACCCGCAUUACAUUGAAAGUCACCCCAACUGUUUAUAUUUGGGUUCUGUGCACUGUGAUCCUAAGGCAAACAGCAUGGAACAACAUGCAUCUUUACAGGACCGUAAGAAAGAUCAUUGCGUAUUUAUUUAAUUGUUUAUAUCUGCUGUCAAAUUGUUUUGACAUGGAAAGUUUUCAAGGAACAUUGGCAGAGAGGUACAAUAUGUUAUCCCUAUGGUGAAACUCAAUUCAUUUGUUGUAUAUAGUCCUCAACCUCUGAAGUAAAGGUGUGAAUAAUAUAGGGUGUGAAUGGUUUGACCAAGGCUUUAUUUUGGAAGUAGAAAACGGCAGUAAUGCUUGAAUUCCUGUCACUCAUCAUUUGGGCCUGUUAUUUUUUUUCCCCAGCAUAUUACACUCUGUUACUUCCUGCUAGCCAUCAGCAUGAGCCCUACUGCCUAAACACUCUUCAUUUAUUUAUGUUUGGAAAUCCCUAAGCAUUUUUGUUUGUAAUCUUGUUUCUUUUUGUUACAUUUAAGUUGUUUGAAUGUUACAAUACUUUAAUUGAAAGACUUUUGUCAAGUUUUUUUCUUGUAAAUUUUCUUUACUUGUAUCAUCUUGUCCUUCAAUCCUGUACCCUAAAAUGAGAAAUACAUUUUUGACAGAGGCUUAAUGUUUUAACAAAAGAGUGUGGACAUUUUUAUUUUAAGAUUUUGGUAAAAGAACACUAUAAAAUGAUAUGUUUGCUUAUUUGUCUCACGCAGCCCAGGUUUUCUUGGAAGAACUUGUUUGUUGAAAAGAUUUUGCUUAUAGCUAGAUGAAGUUUUUCUGUCUGUCUGUCUGUCUGUCUGUCUGUCUGUCUGUCUGUCUCUAUCUAACCUAUAAAACAGUUGUUGGAAAGGUUCCAUUCUAAGUACCAUGUACCAUGUAAGUUAAUGAUGCUACAACUAGGUCUUUGUAAGAAGCAAUUAAUGUAUUUUAUAAAUUAUCUUUUCACAUAUGCAAGAUCUGUUUCUAUGACAAUGUUAUUUUUACUAAUGCCUUACUGUUGCACUCUUUUUUGAAUAUCCUGCAGUGAAUAUAUAUUAAUCAAUCUGGGCUUAAAAAUUAAAGCCAAAUGGCUGAAAGAUCUGAUAUGUGUACCCCCAUAAAAUCGUCCAAUUGAUAAUUGGUAAAGAAUAUUUUAAAAAUUGUUUUUAAUCUCUGUGUAGAUGACAUUUUGUAGCUUUGUACAUGUUGUUAACUAAGGGCAUAUAAUUUUACACUCUAAAAGUAUAACCGUUGAACUCAGGGGUGGGUAGACUUCAAAAAUAUGUCUGCUGUAGAAAUAACUUGAAAAACUAUUAAAACCAUGGCCAGCCACCAAA